AUGGCAUUGACUGCAGUGCAAAAGAUUUGGCAUUGUUUUAGAGGGCCUAAAUUAUAUAGACAGCUAAGAAACAAUGAAGGACAGCCCAAGAUAUACCAAGCAAACUUUAUUGAAGCAACAGGAGACAGAUUUAUAAGUGUUAUUCGAUUUUGUAUGUCUUUUACGUACUGGACCAGUCCAUUUGUGCUUGGUGUGCUAUACCGACGGGGAUAUUUCUCAACAGAAGGUCUUGUCAGUAUUGGAAAGUUUAUGUUCUCAAUAGGUGUUAUCUACACUGUGGCAUAUAUUACCAGAGGUGUUGGUCGCUAUAAUAAUGCUGAUUACAUAACAUUCCUCAGUAUACUAACAGCUACACAGAGGUCCUUAACUCAACAGAACAAGAGGAUGUUAGCCAGAUAUGACUUCGAGUUUUGGGCGUGGCCAGUGGAUUGGUAUAUGGGAGAAAAUGGGGAAGUGAAGAAAAUCCAUCAACAGAUUCCAAGGUCUAAACAAGUAGAAUAUUCACUAACCAAUCUUCCUCUGAAGAUUUUAAGUUAUGCUGCUGUACAUACUUUUGGGAGGAGGAUGCUUUAUCCAGGAGCUACAGCCCUCAUUAAUUCAUUAGUCGGUCCUGUGUUGAGUCAAAACAGAGCAUCUUUAAUAGAAGAGAAAAAUGGACAAAGAGCCAAACUUUUAGCAGCAGAUGGAAAUGAAAUAGAUACUAUGUUUGUGGACCGGAGACACACUGGAAAUCAGAAUGGAAAGACGCUGAUUGUAUGCUGUGAAGGUAAUGCUGGUUUCUAUGAAAUUGGUUGUACAGUAACCCCGUUAGAGGGAGGCUACUCUGUUUUAGGAUGGAAUCAUCCUGGAUUCUCAGGGAGCACGGGAAUUCCCAUGCCUUCUCAGGAACAAAAUGCAGUAGAUGCUGUGAUGCAAUAUGCUAUUAAUAGAUUAGGAUUCACUCCAGACAAUAUAGCAGUGUUUGCCUGGUCCAUUGGGGGAUACACUGCAUCAUGGGUAGCAAUGAAUUACCCAGAUUUAAAGUACAUUGUAGUGGAUGCCACUUUUGAUGAUGUUGUUCCACUAGCUCAGGCCAGGAUGCCAGAAUACUUUGAGAAUUUUGUGGAAUUUACAGUAAGAUCAUAUCUAGACUUAAACAUAGCAGCUCAGUUAAUAAGAUAUUCUGGUCCAAUACUUUUAAUAAGAAGAACGCGAGAUGAGAUGAUUACAACAAAAUCAGAUCCCACUGGAGUCAAACUGUAUUCAAACAGAGGGAAUUAUCUUCUCAUAAAAUUGUUACAAUUUAGAUAUCCACAUAUCGUUGAUGACAGUACACUAGCCCUUUUAGCUGAUUGGUUAGCAAGAUUGAAACCUCAGCAAGAGGACCUCUGGCAAACACAUGAAGUUGAUGAAGAGGAGUGUUUAGUCAAAAUUAGAUCCUACAUACAAACUGAAUCUGAUACAUUUCCAUGUCAUAUAGGGGAAGAUUACAGUGAAGAAGAUAAGAAGAAGAUGGUCCUGUACUUAGCCUCACGUUAUAUGAUAGACUUUGAUUCAACACAUUGUAACCCUUUGCCUGCAUCACUUUUCAAAAAGCCAUGGUCACUGGAGAGCGAAGAUCAACCCAAAUUUUUGUGACUAGAACUUCAUUCCUCAGCGAUUGCUCAAACCAUGGAAAGAUGCUAGUGACCUUGAACUAUUUAUAUUUAUUCACAAACUGAACUAUUUUGCUGAGCAACAAAUUCUUUGUCAUUUUAUACAACUUUUUAACUUAAUUAAAUAUAGAUUCACUUUUCAAAA
This is a messenger RNA of Saccostrea echinata, 1779 nucleotides long. Its product is annotated as phosphatidylserine lipase ABHD16A-like. The transcript has 19 exons. Gene Ontology annotation, cellular component: endomembrane system. Bases 1 to 1617 code for a protein of 538 amino acids. Gene Ontology annotation, molecular function: monoacylglycerol lipase activity; glycerophospholipase activity. The record is from RefSeq and is a predicted model, not a curated record. Gene Ontology annotation, biological process: monoacylglycerol catabolic process; phosphatidylserine catabolic process. Lineage: Eukaryota; Metazoa; Mollusca; Bivalvia; Ostreida; Ostreidae.